Molecule: messenger RNA, 793 nt
Organism: Ectocarpus sp. CCAP 1310/34
Lineage: Eukaryota; Phaeophyceae; Ectocarpales; Ectocarpaceae
Source: the annotation of a GenBank genome assembly
CCUCCCACCCGAAGCAAUCGACUGGCGAACUAUCACGGCCUGGACAGCUUGUGGUCAUCGACAACAUGAGGCCUGUUAAUCCACCUGCGAAAUACAAAGGAGGCUCCUUCCCGUACGCGUGCAAGAUCACCGACGACUGCACGAAGAUGAAAGAAGUGUACCUGCUUCACAAGAAAUCUGACACGACCGAGGCGGUGCACACAUACAACAUGUGCGUGGCAGAGGCAGGAGGCUACCGGAUCGAGACCAUCCGCUGCGACAAGGGAAGCGAGAACACCGGAUCCGAAUUUCGAGACUACUGCAAGAAUUCAGCUAUCAAGCUCGAAUACGCCGCCACCAACACCCCUCAACAAAUUGGUGUAUCGGAACGGGACGGNCAUCACGGCCUGCACAGCUUGUGCAAGGAAAUGGACAAUCUGCGGAAACACAACGUCUGCAAUCUGGUGCCCCUCAGCAGCGUUCCCAAGGGAGAGAAGAUCCUCGGAACGAAAUUCGUCUUCAAGAAAAAGCUGGACGGACGCUUCAAAGCUCGCCUGGGAGUCGGAGGACAUCGUCAAGGGCCAGGACAGGACUACGGACGCAGCUACGCACCAGUAUGCCGUAUCGGGAGCAUUCGCAUGACGUGCGCCGUUGGCUGCCACAACAACUGGCCCAUCUACCAACUGGACGUUGUCAGUGCCUUCCUGAAUGCCCUCUGCGACAGAGAUGUGUACGUCAGACCCGCCCCCGGUACAUCCGCCAAGAACUUCGCGAAGGGAUAACCCAUGGUGUACAAACUAGAACGGAGCCUCUA